Molecule: messenger RNA, 2103 nt
Organism: Paramacrobiotus metropolitanus
Lineage: Eukaryota; Metazoa; Tardigrada; Eutardigrada; Parachela; Macrobiotidae
Exons: 6
Coding region: 81-1832 (583 amino acids)
Biological process (GO): proteolysis
Molecular function (GO): metalloendopeptidase activity; zinc ion binding
Source: RefSeq, a predicted model, not a curated record
CGCAUGCGCAAGCCGGACAGUGAUCAGCAAUAAUAACGACGCAAACCGGACAUACUAAAAAUACCCCAGCUUACCAAAGAAUGGGACGGAAGUAUUGCAUUUUCCACUGCGUUCUAAUAGUUCUCGUACUGCUUCACAGUGCAGCAGCAGUGGUGGACGAAAAUGAUGAAAUUGUCAUAACGGCUGACCUUUUCAACGAGCCGAUAAACUUUUUUGACGCAAAUGUCAUUGCGAAAACUGGCCCUACGCUGUGGCCAAACCGCACAGCCAUCCCUUACGUUAUCGACAGUGAUUUUGAACCAGCCGAAAAGCAAACAAUUCUGAGAGCACUGCGCAUCAUGGAGAGAAAAACGAGAGGAUGCAUUUUAUUCACACCACGCGUAGACGAGAUUGACUGCAUCUAUUUCAUAACAGAUGUCUGGGAAGGAACGUGCGCUUCCAAAGUCGGAAAGAUAGGAGGGAAGCAGUACAUAAUACUGGCACGAGCAACGUGGCGGUCAUCUUCAUGUGUCGAUACCAGAAGCAUCCAGCACGAGGUCAUGCACACCCUGGGCUUUCAUCACGAGCAUCAGCGCCCUGACCGAGAUCAGUAUGUGAACGUGCGCUUCAGCAAUAUAGACAUGGAUAAUUACGGCGCAGAGGACUACCCGAUCGAUGCAACAAUGUACACCUUUGGAACAAAAUACGACUACCAUUCCAUUGUACACUACGAUGCAUUUAGCGGGGCUAGUAACAAGCAAAGCCCCGCUAUGAUACCGAAACAUGGACUAAUUGUUCGUAUGGGUCAGAAAGCGCGCAUGAGCCCGGGAGAUGUGGCUAAGAUCACGCUGGCUUACCAAUGCCCGCUGAAUAUCGUUGCCGGCAACCGAGAGUUCGAUGAGGAUUUUCCGAAUUUCUCACGGGAACCGAUGGACCUGGACCAGUGUGCGGCGCAAUUCAACCGCUACUGCCAAUCAGAUAUCACCACAAUAACGAACUGCACAAGCCGCCGGGAUUUCCGUAUUGUUUGCCAGUCGAUUGCAUCGGUGGCUGUGCUAGAGCGGAUGGCGUUGGAUAUGGCAGAGAAACCGCUGCGACUGAUCUCCAUAUAUGUGGAAGAGCAAUUAAUUACAAAGUAUUCGUUUCUGCCAAUACAACGUCAAAUACUGCACCUGCAACUCCAAAAUUGCAUCACGAAAAACGCAACCAGCAGGCUGAAUAAAAUGGGGUUUACAAAUUUGCUCCAUUUCGAACUUUACCAUUGCCGCAAGUUGGUUAUAGAAAAGACGGACUUCGCUUCUUCCAGACAGAUUAGAAUUAUAGUGUUCUACAACACCACCCUUGGUUUGCUGGAGCCCGAAACUUUCACGGAUUUAGCUGAACUUCAGAUACUAUCUCUGGAGGCUCUUUUGGAAGGACAAAAGAACUACAAAUUUGGGCAGCCGUUUAAAAAUUUUCUGCGUAAUCUUCACUGUGGCUGUGACUUUGCAUGGUAUCGAUCAUGGUGGCGAAGGAAUAAACGGUUGCGGCUGAGCGUUGAGGCGGGUGAGUUGUAUUCGUUUGCCGGACCUUCCACUGGCACGCUUUUUAGUAGCAACAUGUUUACUAAAGAUGAUCUGUAUCAUCCCGUGAACUGCCAAGACGAGCCCUUUCCUUUGGGUCCUGCGUGGAUUAACUAUUACGCUCAAACUGAGUAUUCCAUUAAUGAACCAAACUGCAAAGUCGGACAGAGCAGUUCUACUGGCUCCAUAGGAAAGCCUGCAACAGAUUCUAAACCGGCUGCGGCACCGAUCAAAACACCGACUGGAUCCGCUACCUUCAUUAGAACUACGAAUUCCAUAGUGAAUACAUGAGAGUCAGGAGUAAAACCGGCAUUGAACAAUAGAUGAAGAACAGAUGGUGGACGACGCGCUCCUCCGAGUCGACGGUGCCGCAGCGUAGAGGUCGCGCGUCGGGAAGCGUCGUGCUGUUAUUGUUCAAAGACAUGGUUCGGCGCGGUUCAGCUGGUCAGGGCGUUGAGGCCAGUCUGCAGCAAAGGUCAAGGCAUUAUUUGGGCUUCGGGCCAUUAAUAUAGUACUCUGAAUCGAAAAGUGAAGCUUAUCAACAUGGGUUUGGAAGUUUACA